AUACAAUGCCACCCACUUCAACCAAACCCUUCUCUUACAUUUAAUGUAGCUUUAGACUAGUGAGUGAGCGGCUGUUUCUUCUUCUUCUUUCUAUUUCUAGUCAUUGCGUAUUCACAACAAGAGUCUCUUCAGUCUUCAUCGGAUGGGCUAUUUUCUCACUCAGACCACGUCUGUGAAGCUGUAACAGGCUUCGGGGCUAUGUUGCACAAAUAUUAUAAGAAAAACAAAGAAUAAUCAGGUGGGAUGGAGCGGUUUGCCCCUCGCAUAAAACCCAUGGCCCUUUGGCAUAAAUUUUGCAGAUCACAAGCUCUUGAGUGGUUAGUCGUCCUUAUUGCUCUUCUUCCACCAAUUGCAUUCUAGUGGAUGAGAUGCCAAGAUCAAGGGGAUCAGAAAUGCCUCAAAGGCAAUCUCCCCGAGUCCCACUUCAGCUUAGGACAUCCACGUCAUCAAAUUCUGAUCCGCUGCAACGACCUGUUGCUGGAAGGAGCCCUAAGCUAGGGGAUCAUCGAUCUCCAAGAAGUGUCCAAUCUAGUACUUCAGUCAAUCAAAAGAAACUUGGUUCUCGCCUUUCAGUUUUAGAAUCUCAACUUGGGAAUGCACAGGAAGAGCUCAAGAUUCUGAAGGAACAGUUAGCCUCUGCAGAGGCUGCAAAGAAAGAAGCCCAAGAAAAAUUGAAGAAAACCCAAGACCCCUUGGAAAUUGAAGAGAAGCGGCCUCCUUCAAUUGAAAUCCAAGAAUCAAACAAAGAAGAUAACAGUGUACCAUAUGAAAUUAUUGAUGUGAACCAGCAAGAAACUGACGUCUUUGAAGUUCCAUUGGAAAAAGUGACAAUGGAGUCUAUAGCUAAACUCGACCAACCAACUAGUGAAGAGGAUUUUGAAAGUAAGCCAGUGAGCAUAUCAACAGAAUCACCAGCUAUUCCUGAGCCAGAGAAGCCGUCUUUUGUUGACUUGGCUUUGAAGGAUGAUGAUAUAAAUUCCUUGAAAGCCAACUUAGAAGACAAGGAAAAGGAACUAGAAGUUUUUUGUCAAGAAAAUGAGAGCCUGAAGAGACAGUUGAGUGAAGCAUCUUUAGAGAUGACAUCAGCUCGAGCCAAGGAAGAGGAAAUGACUAUAAGGCUGACUCAACUAGAACAACAGCUGGGAGAAAGUAAAGCUACUGCAGUUGUAUUAACUGAGAAACUCGAAACUGUGGAAGGAGCAAAUGAGGCAUUGGAAGCGGAAAUGAAGAAAAUGAGAGUACAGACGGAGCAAUGGAGGAAAGCAGCUGAUGCAGCAGCAACAGUGCUUGCUGGAGGUGUGGAGUUGAAUGGGAAAAGAAUAUCUGACAGAUGUGGUUCUAUGGAUAAGCAUUUUAGCAGCAUGUUUGAGAUUCCAGUUGGUGGUUAUGCUGGCUUCAUGGGUUCACCUAGUCAGGCCGAUGAUUCAGAUGAUGGCUAUGGUAGUGGAAAGAGGAAAGGCUCUGGUAUAAGGAUGUUCGGAGACCUGUGGAGAAAGAAGGGCCAGAAAUGAGACCCUCUGCUGCCUGUGACUUGUCGUCGUUAUGUUUUCUUGUGCUAGCUAGGAAAUGGUUGCUUUACCAUUUCAGGUCUGAUAGGUUUUGGUGCUUCAUUUGUUACAGUAGUACUUUGGCCAUCUCUGCCAAGUACUAGCACGAUUAGUUCAAAUCGAGUGAUUCAAGCUUCUUAGAAUUAUCGUGUUAUGUUGCUCUUUAAUUUUCGGCGUGAGGUUUCUGAAACUUCCUUUUUAAUGUACAAAAAACUGUCCUGAAUAUUUCACACGCAUUGCUUCACCAUUUCACUAUUAUGUUAUUUGUUCUGCA
Molecule: messenger RNA, 1821 nt
Organism: Cornus florida
Lineage: Eukaryota; Viridiplantae; Streptophyta; Magnoliopsida; Cornales; Cornaceae
Product: interactor of constitutive active ROPs 4-like
Exons: 4
Coding region: 369-1511 (380 amino acids)
Source: RefSeq, a predicted model, not a curated record